Molecule: messenger RNA, 3443 nt
Organism: Podarcis muralis (Common wall lizard)
Lineage: Eukaryota; Metazoa; Chordata; Lepidosauria; Squamata; Lacertidae
Source: RefSeq, a predicted model, not a curated record
CAGAAGUUCAGAAAAAGGAAGUCUUCAUUCAGUAGAUUUUUAAACAGGAAAUAUCUUCAUUGUUACCCAUCUACAGUAGUCCAAACCACUGCAACACAGAAGUGACAGUUAAAGAAUCCCUGACUGGUGGCCAUCCAACCUCUGCAGAAAACAAGCUUGCUCCAUCUUCUAUUGACAGCCCUUAAGAUGCCUCUCUCCUCUUAUCUCAGUCUCCUCUUUCACAGGAUAAACAUCCCCAACUCUCUCAAACAUUCCUCAUAGGGCUUGGUUUCCAGACCCUUGAUAAUCUGAGUCACCCUCCUCUGCACACAUUCCAACUUGUUAAUAUCCUUCUUAAUUUGUGGCGCCCAGAACAGGACACAGAAUUCCAGGUGUGGUCUGACCAAGGCAGAAUAGAGCAGUACUGUUAUUUCCCUUGCUCUGGACACUAGGCCUCAGUUGACGCAGCCUAGAAUCGCAUUAGCAUUAUUUGCUGCUGCGUGGCCUUUUGACUCAUGUUAAGCAGGGGUCUACUAAGACCCCUAGAUCCUUUUCAUCCUUUUCUUUUCUGUUUAAUUUAUGCCCAACAGGAAUGUUUAAUUUAUUGCCCAAUGGGCAAGAAGGAAAGUAUCCCUUCUUGCCCAUAAGGAUGAUGACUCUAGUCAUCCAAAGGGAAAUCAAAUGGCAAGUAUCUGAGGAGGAUGGAAUUCUGAGCAUAUGCAGAGUUGCAUACAUCUGCGUAUGGCUGGGGUUGUAGAUCAGACCACCGAUUCAUUCAUUUUCAGCAUAAGAAUAUGAGAAGAGCCCCAGAAUAAACUUCAUUUAUUCUUGAGAUUUCGCAAAAAAAAAAAAAAAAGGCUGAACAACUUUUGUCUCUGGAAUUUGUGUACGGAUGAAUUUUCAUGAGGAAAACAAACACAUAAUGUAUCCUGAUCUUGAAAUGUGGAGAACUGAACUUUGGUUGUGGAUUUCAAUGGGUCUACUCUGCGUAGGACCAGCAUUGGCUACUACCCAAAGGUUUGCCCACAGGACCUGCUGUGCCCAUUCUUUUCACCUGCACCUACAUGCCUCCCAACUGAGCAUAAUUCAAAAAGUGGACUGACUCUGGCCCACAAAAACUUGUCACACACAGUGAGCUUCAUGGCUGUGUGGGGAUUUUAGCCCUGGGACUCACCUACAUUGGCAAAGAAAAAGCGCUUUAUAUGCGUUGUUUAUAACACUGCGACACCAGAUGGCGCUGUGGAGUUCCACUUUUCCCAUACAAAGUUUAGAACGCGUUUAACUGAAAUGCUUCUUUGGUGUGUCCAGAUCCAGCCCUGGUCUCCCAGGUCCGAAUCCAACACAAACCAGUCCACCACACUGUCUCUCAGAAUACGGCAUAUGUGUGUCUGUGUACAUAUUCAUAGUUUUACAUAACUUACUUUUCUAUGACUGUGGCUUGAUGCCUCGACGUCGCAGAUAAUGGUUAAUCGGGGUAUGUUAUCUAGCCCCAUUAAGAGGCUGGCAGCGUUGAACCCUUUGCAAUAUUGAUCCCAAAGCAAGGAGACCUUUCUGCUCCCGGGGCAUAGGCAGGCAGUAUUUCCAAUGCAGAUUUUAUUGCCAUUCUAUUAUAUUUCCUCUGUGCUUGCAUUCUCCUGGUCUUGUGACUCCGACCCUAAAUUGCAACCCAAAUCCAUGGGAGAUGGGCAUGUGUGUGGAGUCUGCCAGCCUCCAGUCCCUGAUUAGACGACAUCCUCAUCUCCAUAGAUGACUCCAUCGUCCUUAGAGCAGGAUGCUGGGCAACCCUUGAGUACUAUUGGUCAUUUGUCACAGAUGCCAACUCUCCUGAGCCAGGGAAAGGCUUGGGAUGAGGUGUGUAUGGUCCACGCUCGCCACUAACCCUUAUCCAUUUGCAAUGGUUUUGUUUUACUGGAUGGAGCCUCUGGCCACGCCGCUCUUGCCUUUGCAAAGUUGGGUUUGAGAUGCGCGUUGGCUAGAUAUUUUUUUAAAAGUAAUUUUUAUUACGUUUUGCAAUUUUCUAUUCAACACAAUCAUCAUUAUCACGAAAAGAAUAUAUAAAUCCCAAUCUCUCCCCACCCCACCCCACCCCCCUCCCGUGACUACCCUCAACCUCCUUUCCUGGUUCUUUAAGUCUUUGCUUCUCCUGCCUGUUUUAUUCUACCUUAGUUUUGUAAUCAUUUAGCUAAAUAUUGUUGUAUUCUUAUCAUUUUUUUACCAUAUGUUUUCGAAUUAGCUCUUACACUUUGUUGUUCUCCCGAUUGUUGCAUCUUGACUUUUAUAUACGUUUUCUUAAUUGUAAGUGUUUACUCAAACCCUGCUAGUGAGUCCACUUCUUUACAAUAUUUUUGUAAAUAUACGUUGACUCGCUAGAGGCGCGUCAUCUGAUGCAAAUACGCCCUGGCGGGGAUUCCCCUACCGACGAGAGGAAUUGAUGGCGGUGGGCGGGUCCUUUCUGGGAAUGGAGAGCCUGGACUAGGAUCGCUUUCGUUUUCUCCCUGCUGCCUGGCGGUGGAGCGGGGCGGAGACCAGACUUGCUCUCGGAGGCGCCGCGCGGCUCCUGCGCUCCUUCCAGACCAGGCUGCUGAGACCUCACUGAAGGGGAGAUGGCAGCCAACAUGGAAAAUUUGCCCGAACACCUUCUGUUGGAUAUCUUGACCCUGGUCCCAGCUAGCGAACUCAUUUGCAAUUGCCGGCUGGUCUGCUCUCACUGGCGGGACUUGGUAGACCUACCAGUUCUGUGGAAGCGCAAGUUCCAGAAAAGGGACCACGACUCUUCUCCAAAGCCAUUGUCUUUCUACAUUUUCUCCCGCCUAAAGAAGAACUUAAUCAAGAACCCUGAUGGUCAAGAUGGCCUGGACUCCUGGGAAAUCCAGACACCUGCCGAGGGCCACUGGGAAACUGAGGAACAGUCCAUAGAAGACUCAAAAAUCAUCUGUAGGAUAAUCGGCAUUUAUUGGGGAAAUGAUGAAGAUGCUCCUGUUCAGGUCUACAAAUGCUUUGCUGCAUGUAACGGGCCCUGCAGCAAGUCUCAGCUCAUCACCUUGAAGGACGAGGGCUACUGGGAUGAACUAAUGGAUGAAGCCAGACCCACGAUUGAGGUGAAGGACUGGUUUCACGUACUAUUUACGAACUGCCCUCAAGGUGUCCGUCAUAUCCUCUUUGAACACAAAGCGCACACGGAACCCCAUUGUCCCCGUCUCCUUAAGUACCUCUCCCCACAGCAAGGCCCAAGUGAUGACGGGGAGCCAUCCUGGAGUGUGAUGAGGGUGUUGCAAAGCAGCAUCACACUUCACCCACCACCAACGGCAAAAGUGGAUGGCGAUUGCCACUACUUAGAUAACCCCGAUCCACAGGAGCAUUCCAGCAGUGACAAAUUGCCAGAUGAUGAUUACCAAGACUAUGAAGAUUAUCCUGAUUCACCAGACCACUCCAGCAAUGACGACUCUGAAAAACCUGAUUUCUAA